Funneliformis caledonium is the source of this 299-nucleotide messenger RNA. NCBI's taxonomy places the organism in Eukaryota, Fungi, Glomeromycota, Glomeromycetes, Glomerales, Glomeraceae. The record is from the annotation of a GenBank genome assembly.
AAAUAACUCAGAUAGUAGGAUUUGCCACUAGCAGAGAUUCGUUUGAAUUUCCUAAUGAACCCGAUUCAGCACCUAUGUCUUCAAAAGUUUCAUGGUCCACUUAUUUUGAAGACAUGAAUGAUGAUCAAUGGCGGCUUCAAGCUUACAGAUGCAAAGCAUACAUUUCAAGUACAUUUUUUUGUUUUGUUAUGACAUUGACUUGGAUAAUGUCUACCUCUUCAUUAAUUAUCUAUUUUCAUACAAUUAAAGAAGAGGCAGCUAAUAAUAAUAAAGAAUUUGAGGAUAAUGAAAAUGUUUAA